CGUUGGAAGUAUUUAUCGGUAGUUAAACGCACUCAUCCACAGAUCGUAAGUCGAGCUCGAAUCGUCCAUGCUCACGUUUAUCGAUUCCCGCGUUAUUUCUCGGCUUAAAACACGAAGAAAAAGUUUAUCGAACGAGCGAACAGAGAUUACAUCGCGCGUCGUUUACUUAAAAAUUCGCGGUUAGAGUGACACCGAUUCGUGAAUGUUCGUAGAGUCUCGGAAAUAAUCAAACGUUUCCUGCGCAAGGAUCAACGGAGUGUUAUAUCGGUGGCCAGUGCGAAGCCAUCCCUUCGCGAGCACGUUUUACGUCGCGAGAAUCGUGCAGUGGGAAAAAGUCGAUUCCUCGUGAAAAACCUUUAGACCAGUAUUACGACGCGAGAUGCUGGCUAACAAGUGUCAAACUGCACUCUGUGCUCGAACCUUUUCACGCCGUCUGUUCAAAGGGCACGCGGUUUCUUGGAAGAGAUGGCUGACAGUAUCCUUAGCGGAGGAACCAAAAAGGCCAGUGAUCACGACAGAAGUACCUGGACCUCAGUCACGUAGCUUAAUGCAAGAACUCAAUGCGAUACAACAAGCCUCUUCCGUACAAUUCUUCGCAGACUACGAAAAAUCAGUAGGUAACUAUAUAAUGGACGUCGAUGGGAAUGCUCUGCUCGAUGUUUAUAUGCAAAUUUCGUCGAUGCCACUGGGCUACAAUCAUCCAGCUAUGUUAAAAGCCCUCGCUGAUCCGGUUAAUCAGAGAAUUAUAGCGAAUAGACCUGCAUUGGGUGUUUUUCCUGGGAAAAAUUGGCCAGAUAAACUUAAACAAAUUUUGCUUCAUAAAAAGAUUGCCCCACCGGGAUUAUCCCAUGUCAUGACUAUGAUGUGUGGCUCUUGUUCCAAUGAAAAUGCGUUUAAAACUAUUUUUAUCUGGUAUGCUGAAAAACAAAGGAAGGGUGCUGCAUUUACGCAAGAAGAAAUGAAAACAUGCAUGAUGAAUGAAGUUCCUGGUACUCCGCGAUUUUCCAUACUUUCAUUCAAAGGAGCAUUCCAUGGACGAACACUGGGCUCUCUCUCAACGACACACAGUAAAUACAUUCACAAGAUAGAUAUUCCAGCGUUUGAUUGGCCCACUGCCUCGUUUCCAGCAUACAAAUAUCCUUUGAAUGAAAAUACUCGAGAAAAUCAGCAAGAAGAUAAGCGAUGUUUAGCUGAAGUAGAGGAAUUAUUCGAAAAAUAUAAAACUGAGAAAAAAAUUCCAGUUGCCGGAGUGAUAGUUGAACCCAUUCAAGCGGAAGGCGGUGACAAUCACGCAUCUCCCGAAUUUUUUCAAGGAUUACAGCGUAUAACAAAAAAACACGAUGCAGCAUUGUUAAUCGAUGAAGUUCAAACAGGCGGCGGCCCAACGGGAAAAAUGUGGUGUCACGAACAUUUCGAUUUACAAUCUCCUCCAGACUUAGUAACCUUCAGCAAAAAAAUGCAACUAGGUGGCUAUUAUCACGCCGAAUCUCUAAAACCUAAGCAAUCCUACCGUGUGUUUAAUACUUGGAUGGGAGAUCCUAGUAAAAUAAUAUUAUUAGAAGCAGUAUUAGAGACCAUAAGAAAGGAAAAUCUUUUGCAUAGAGUUACGGUUGUUGGCGAUUAUAUGUUAAAACAAUUAAUGAAUUUACAAAAUGAAUUCUCUACGAUGAUUAAUUCAGUGCGCGGACGUGGAACGUUCAUUGCAUUUAACUGUGCUUCGCCUGAACUACGAGAUACAAUUAUUAAGCAACUUUUAAGCAAAGGUAUCCAAACCGGUGGCUGUGGAUCUGCAGCUGUAAGAUUAAGACCAGCCUUGACAUUUUCGCAAAACCACGCGGAUAUAUUUUUGGAUACUCUUCGAUCUAUUUUAAAACAAUAAUAGUUUUAAAGAAAUAGUGCUAUAUACUAUA
Messenger RNA from Eufriesea mexicana, 1910 nucleotides. It is a transcript of the gene Gabat, whose product is annotated as 4-aminobutyrate aminotransferase. NCBI's taxonomy places the organism in Eukaryota, Metazoa, Arthropoda, Insecta, Hymenoptera, Apidae. Gene Ontology annotation, biological process: GABA catabolic process. Gene Ontology annotation, molecular function: 4-aminobutyrate:2-oxoglutarate transaminase activity; pyridoxal phosphate binding. The transcript is spliced from 10 exons. The coding region runs from base 380 to 1879 and encodes 499 amino acids. The record is from RefSeq and is a predicted model, not a curated record. Gene Ontology annotation, cellular component: mitochondrion.